ACUGUUUUUUUUUUAGAAUCAGUGAUAUUGUUCUCUUCAAACUGGGUAAGAGGUGAUUGUACUGCCUUAUUAGUACUGGUCAAUAUUUGAUUUCGAUGCUAUUGGAUUAUUGCCAACAAAAGUCUGAAAAAUCAUUAAACACUUUCAUUAUGAGCUGUAGUUAGUUCCUUGGAAGCAGGGAAAUGAAAGUAAAUAUCUCAUUAUUGAUUGGCCAUGAAAACCAAAUUCUCCCAUGGAAGGCUGCAGAGAAAUUCAGAUGGUACAUGGAAGAAGAGUCCAUCUUUCACCCUUCUAAGGAGCUCAGACAAAGAUGACAAGAGGAAAAAUCUCAGAAGGAUAUUGGUAGCAGAAGCUGACUCCAUGCAGUAUGUUGGCCAGAAUUAUGGCGACCAAGCAUCCAAAGCCAACUCAAUGUGCAAAUACAUGGUUGGAGUAUUAGACAAGAAGACUGGAAAGAUGAAAAUCUUCAACUCUCAACUACUAGAGCUGCAUCCAUGGCUUGGAAAGAAAGAGAUCAAAGAAGAACAAAACAAUAAAAUCAAUGACUUUUCAUUGGCUGAAAAGAAAGACAGACUGACUGAAGCCUUUGGAAGUUCCAAGAAACAGAGGGCUAUGGAAUCCCGUCUGAAGAACAAGGUUGGAACAGAAGCCCUAGAGACCUCUGCUGCCAAGGCAGUCACCCAUGCUGCUGAUACACCUGUUCUUCCACAAGACUCUGACAUCGACACAAGUCUGCUGCCACCGUGUGACAGAUCUGCGAAGAGGCCACAAGAUGUGUACAAGCUCGAAGACAUCAUAUCGGCAAGACACAAGAAAUCACUCCAAUCACAAGCAGAGGAGCUGUUAACUGGUGCUAAAUCGCAGCUAGAUGAAUGGAAAAGUACUAAGAAAUACCCCCAGUAUGUAUUGGAUCAUGUGCCUGCUCUAUUGCAUGAAGCUGAUCACGAAAGAAGCAUUACUCAAGCAACCAAACUACUCUUCUUAACCUUCCUUAUGAAGCUGCAUGCUACCAAACCAAAAGAAUUGAAGACCUGUCUGAAGAAUGCUCCCCCUGGCAUCAGAACCCAUCUCUAUGAUACCUUCACACAGGUGACCCCAACCCCAGAUGGUCAAAGUGAAAAACAGCUUCUCUCUAAAAGCUGCAAGGACAAGCUCUUAUCUUAUAUCCUGGUGUUGGCCCAGCUUAUCGAUACCUUCCACACAGACAUUACAGCACUCACCAAAGACCUCAACGUCCCCGUCAAAAGGCUGCUGGCACAUGCCCGAUUCAUUGGCUGUAAGACAUCUUCUCAAACAAUAACACCCUCUAAACCCAAGAAGAGGCGGAAGAAGAAGAAAGACCCCGAUGACAGUGAUGAUGAUGACGAUGACGCGGAUUUUCUACAAGAGAAUUCUGCCGAAAAGGAAUCCAUCAAGGUUGUAUACAUUGAAUUGAGCACCCCGAUCAAGUCUACAUCAAGCUUCGUUGAGAGACCAGGUUUUGGAAAGAAGAGAUGAUCAUUAUCUUUAGUCUCUUAGAAUCUCGACCUAGUUCUGAUUUUCCAUAUUUCUUUUAUUCUUAUGAAUCCUUUGUCGGGGUAUUAAAGUGCUCUAACCAAUUCAAUGAAAAGUUUGUUCUCUGUCAGAAUUUGAUUAUUUAGGGAAAUCGAUCACACUUAUUGAAAACGCAUUCAGCACAAGAACAGGCACCCAUUUAGAAAGUCAUGAGUCACUUUACAACCAGAAUUGGUAACGGAAACCACAAAGGCGACUUUAAAAUCCAAGGUAUAUUAGUGAAGAAUCAUUUGUUUUUGUAUUUCUGUAUUUCGCAGUGCACCCUCAUGAUCGUACAAAGUUUCCAACGUGUCAAUGGCAAUUGAAUCCCCAGUAAGAAAGGGAUUGAUAGACGUCACCAUGUUUGAUUUUUUUGUCCAUUUUUUUAAAUGAUAAUUUAUUGAAAUUCAGUUUUUGGUCAACAAGGCCCAAUAUUCCACAUCGAGAGAGCAAAACUUCAGUCGCUCCCUCGUUGAAUUUUUAAUCGUGAGGUAAUUGAAGGACCCCAUUCAAAUCAGUAAAUCAUUUUUUAUUUCAGGAAAUGUAAAUAAAAAAUUUGAAACAUUACUCCAACUUGGUGGUAGAUAUGAGGUAUCAGUAACUUUAUCAUGAUAAUUACAUUGUGUAUUACCUUUGCAAUUCUAAUAUCAUAAAUUUGUCCAAGCCCUAAGCUGUCAGUCUUCAGGUCGCACUGAAACUAUUAAUGUGCUUUUAGUAAUGCAUGAACAGAAGAAGGUAUACAUGUAUUAGACAAAGGUUUUUUUGGGGGGGGGAAUGAAGGAGCUUUUCAUAUGUUUGUCAUGAUUUUGUGGAAACUCAGUUGAGAAGAAAGUCAAAAUAAAUGAUUUUACAUUUGAUAUGAAAGAUGAUCAGUCAUGGUUUCUUUUUUACAAACUUUUAAAAAUUUGCUUCUCAUUCAUAAAGACAGUAAUACUGUUUUGAUAUCCAAGAAUGGAAUAGUCCGACCAUGGCACUUUAUGGGCAAAGAGUGUGCCAAAGUGCUCAUACAAAGAAUCGAAAGCUUAGCAAAUCGCUUGUGAGAGUUGUUUAUUUUUAUUAUUUGCAUCUACCGCAAAUGUUGAAACUAUUGAAAAUGUAUGGGAAAGUUACCCACAUUCCAGGACACUUUUUCCAUAUCCUACACAAAGUCAUGCACCAUCUGCUGACAAACAACACUAUUACAGUCACUUUCGUUGACCUUCCCUCUUAUUUUUCCAGCUAAUUCAUCCAUCUUGAACAAAAAAUCUUCCCUGCUGAAUCUUUAAUUUUAUUUUUAGUUACAUUGUGAAAUGUUUACCAAGAAGUUAUGUGGUCAUUAUCCUUGGAAUGUUGUUUGAUCUUUUCUUCAUACAAAGUUUUACAUUUGACCUAUUUUUAAAAUUAGUGUUGUACAUUCUUUAACUCAAUACAAUUACCGGAGCAUAGUGUGACAUUCUCAAAGUUCAAAAAGUCCCACAUUUGUUCGGAUAAUUUUUCUCUUAAGUGCAUGUAAAUUUAUUAACUAUGUAUUCAAAGCAUACUGCAUUUACCUUUCAAAUCACAUUUUAAACUUCUUUCCAAUUGAUUAUUUAUAUUUUCCAAACUCAUUUCAUAUAUAAUUAACUUUUAUCUAUCACUUUAAUUAGAUUUUAUAUACAAAAUUACUUUUAAAAAGAUUGUAUUUGAAAGAGCAUAAAUAAGCAAAACAUAUUAUUCUGAGUCAAUAAAAAAGGGAUUUCAUGUACAAAGUUAAUAUAAAAUGUUUUUUUCUGCUAAAAAUUGAUGAGUGAUUAUAUUUUUUUAAUGGAAGCAGUUAUUUGAUAUGCCAUUUAUGGCUGAAAUAAUGUUGGCAAUGAAUUUUUUUUAAUAAAAAGAUAACAGAAGAAAGAAAUAUAUAGGAACUUAAAAACAAUGAAAUACAAGUACAUUAGAAAUUGAUUUUGUUACUGGAUUAUUUUUUUUAUUUACAAUUAUUAAAACCAAACAAGCAUUCUAGGAGCUUUAUUUAU
Molecule: messenger RNA, 3521 nt
Organism: Lytechinus variegatus (green sea urchin)
Lineage: Eukaryota; Metazoa; Echinodermata; Echinoidea; Temnopleuroida; Toxopneustidae
Product: DNA-directed RNA polymerase I subunit RPA49-like
Exons: 11
Coding region: 214-1497 (427 amino acids)
Biological process (GO): transcription elongation by RNA polymerase I; RNA polymerase I preinitiation complex assembly; nucleolar large rRNA transcription by RNA polymerase I
Cellular component (GO): RNA polymerase I complex
Molecular function (GO): DNA binding
Source: RefSeq, a predicted model, not a curated record